AUGGCCGCUGGAAAUAAUCUUCCGCCGGAUUUCGUGAAUCGUAUGGAAAAGGUUCCAGCGCCAUAUCUGAGCGAACAAUAUGGCUACAGCAAAGACGGACUAUCUUGCGCAAUGAUUGCCUGGAUGCUGGACAUUAAUCUUAGAGCAACAAUCAAGAAGCGCGAGUUCCAACGCACAUAUCAGAGAAUGUGCCUUUACAUCAAGCAUAUGGAGCGUCUCCUGGACCAAGCCAACAUCAAAUAUGAUGCUUACACCGGCGCGGAAGAUGGUCGAAGAGUAAAAAUAGCCAGAGAGACCUUCAAGCCUCAAGUGAAGGCCAGGUUCAUCCCUACAGCUCCGUAUCCUAUCACAGCUCCUAUCAGCUCCGAUGGUGAGCUCUGCAGAAGCGUCUCCGAUGCGCAGACAUUUGAAUACAAGCUUCACCAGUUGGAGAUCCUUCGGUAUAUGGAGAGGGUUGAUGGACCGGCAUUGGCUGAUUUCGAGACGAGUGCGAGGAGGCCCAGACCUGAGACAGGUUAA
Molecule: messenger RNA, 519 nt
Organism: Penicillium egyptiacum
Lineage: Eukaryota; Fungi; Ascomycota; Eurotiomycetes; Eurotiales; Aspergillaceae
Source: the annotation of a GenBank genome assembly